Molecule: messenger RNA, 1886 nt
Organism: Sarcophilus harrisii (Tasmanian devil)
Lineage: Eukaryota; Metazoa; Chordata; Mammalia; Dasyuromorphia; Dasyuridae
Gene: MEX3A
Product: mex-3 RNA binding family member A
Molecular function (GO): RNA binding
Source: RefSeq, a predicted model, not a curated record
CUCUCCCCCCUUCUCUCCCCCUCUCUCUCCCUCUCUCCCUCUCUCUCAGCUUUUGUUUCGCCAUGCCUAGUCUAGUGGUAUCUGGAAUAAUGGAAAGAAAUGGGGGAUUUGGGGAACUGGGAUGUUUCGGAGGGAGCGCGAAGGACCGGGGUCUCCUGGAAGACGAGCGGGCCCUCCAGCUCGCCCUGGAUCAACUCUGCCUCCUUGGUUUGGGGGAGCCCCCCGCCCCCACAGCGGGCGAAGACGGGGGAGGCGGGGGGGGCAACGCCCCCGCCCCGCCAACCGCCCCCCCGCCUGCCCCGCCGCCGCCGCCCCCGGCGCCCCCGGCGGCGCCGCCGGCCGCCCCCCCGGCCCAGCAGCCCCAGCCGCCGGCGGCCCCGAAAGGGGCAGGCGAUGCCAAGCUCUGCGCCCUGUACAAAGAGGCCGAGCUGCGGCUCAAGAGUAGCAGCAACACCACGGAGUGCGUCCCCGUGCCCACAUCGGAACACGUGGCGGAGAUCGUGGGCAGACAAGGCUGCAAGAUAAAGGCACUACGAGCAAAGACCAACACCUACAUCAAGACACCUGUCCGAGGUGAGGAGCCAGUCUUUAUGGUGACAGGACGCCGGGAGGAUGUGGCUACUGCCCGACGGGAGAUCAUUUCGGCAGCCGAGCACUUCUCCAUGAUCCGGGCCUCCCGAAACAAGUCAGGGGCUGCCUUUGGAGUAGCCCCGGCUCUCCCUGGCCAGGUCACUAUCCGGGUCCGAGUACCAUAUCGUGUAGUGGGGUUAGUGGUAGGGCCCAAGGGGGCCACCAUCAAGCGGAUCCAGCAGCAGACUAACACCUACAUCAUCACGCCCAGCCGGGACCGAGACCCUGUCUUCGAAAUCACCGGUGCACCAGGCAACGUGGAAAGAGCCCGGGAGGAGAUUGAGACCCACAUUGCUGUUCGCACUGGCAAGAUUCUUGAAUACAACAAUGAGAAUGACUUUCUGUCGGGUAGCCCGGACCCUGCUCUGGAGAGCCGCUAUUCCGAAGCCUGGAGAGUCCAUCCACCAGGGUGCAAACCCCUUUCCACCUUCCGACAGAACAGCCUGGGUUGUAUUGGGGAGUGUGGUGUUGAGUCAGGAUUCGAGGCACCGCGGCUUGGAGAACAAGGGGGUGACUUUAGCUAUGGUGGCUACCUGUUUCCCGGCUAUGGGGUUGGCAAGCAAGAUGUAUACUACAGCGUGGCUGAGAGCAGUCCUCCCCUCUGGGCUGGCCAGGAGAACGCCACCCCUACCUCCGUCCUUUUUUCCUCUGCUUCCUCGUCUUCCUCCUCUUCAGCCAAGGCCCGGGCUGGUCCCCCAGGGUCACACCGCUCGCCGGCCCCAGCAUCAGCAUCCUCAGCCGUCCCAGAGCUUGCUGGGCUUCCGAGGCGACCACCUGGGGAGCCCCUCCAGGGCUUCUCCAAACUUGGGGGUGGUGGGCUGAGGAGCCCAGCGGGAGCAGGGGGCGGGCGAGACUGUAUGGUGUGCUUCGAGAGCGAGGUCACAGCAGCCCUGGUCCCUUGUGGACACAACCUCUUCUGCAUGGAGUGUGCUGUACGAAUCUGCGAAAGAACUGAUCCUGAGUGUCCUGUUUGUCACAUUACAGCCACACAAGCCAUCCGAAUAUUUUCCUAAACACCCCUCCCCAGUUUUGGCUUCCCUCCCUGCUUUGGAUUGAGUUUUCCACCAGGGUCCUUUAGAAAUUGGCAAUCUUGUGGGGACAGGGUGUUUGAAGAUCCCCGCUUUGGGACUUGGGAGGGGGAAGUCCUAUGGGAGUGGGGUAGGACGUGGGUCUUUAUGCCCUCCCAAUGGUCCCAUCUUGGGGAGAUGAGGGAGGGGCAGAUGGGGAAUGAAUGAUGUUCCCUUUGAGAGUUACAA